Molecule: messenger RNA, 513 nt
Organism: Aspergillus ruber CBS 135680
Lineage: Eukaryota; Fungi; Ascomycota; Eurotiomycetes; Eurotiales; Aspergillaceae
Exons: 2
Coding region: 1-513 (170 amino acids)
Source: RefSeq, a predicted model, not a curated record
AUGAGUACGCUUCUCACCGAAGAAGACUACGCCCUCCCUGUCAAUUACAUCAGGGUUAUAAUCGAAGUCCCUGAAACAGGCCACGAAUCAGACACAUACAGCGGAAGCCACCCAUCUAUCUACCUCCUCAUCAGCGAUUCAGGAUCAGUCCGCCUGAACAUGUUCAGGGCAAGACCUGACGAUACCAUGGGUACCUAUGCCCUAGAGCGGUGCUUGUACAGAUGUAUCGAUUAUCCCCUCAAGGUCGUCGAUCUGUCAGCGGCGAAGGGGAUAACUGUUGGUGACGUUAUAAGACUUAUUGAGGGUAAGGGACGUGAUAGAUACGAGUUGGCGGAUAGUGGGACGGGGUGUCGGUUUUGGGUGAAGACUCUUAUCGAUGACCUGAAUGCUGCAGGGUACAUCGAUGAAAGUGGAGCUGAAGUUGCACAGGCGCAGAAUAGUUUGUACAAGAACUACCGGAUGGAGGACGAGGACUCUGAGUAUGAGGAGAUGGUUCCUGGGGAGUUCAUUUAG